CAUCUCUCCUUUACCUUUUUCUUCUUGCUCUUGUUUUACUGUUAGUACUAUUUCACUACUUAAAUAAAAUCAUAGUGGCAAAUGGCGAAGUAAUGACUAUUUAAAGGCACGCAAGUUUUCAACAAACCACCAAUCCACACUGCCCCCCCAUCCUCGCCAUUUGCCCGAGCGAUCAUCGUACCGCCGACGAUUCCAAUCUCUCGCUGACACAUGAGGCCAUAUUCAUUCCUCUUCGAUCCUCCAUAGACUGCCCGAACCAACUCCCUUCUUCCUCCACCCCUUCGUGCCUCCCCGUGCUUCUCUGAACACCUUCCUUAUAUUUGCUUCAAAAAGGAACACUAUAUAUUUUAUUACUUUCUCUUUCCCGGCAUGUUCUCUUUCUUCCCUCCAACAAAAUCAGACCCGCCUUUGCACACCUGCACCAGCCCCAGAGACAACCUACAACGAAACCUAGUUGUAUCCCAGCUAAUUAGGGUCCCCCCAGAGAUCCUCAAGUGCAUCGUCCGCCGCCUCAACAAUCCCUUCGACCUCCUCAAUAUCAGACAUACAAGUGCCGUUCUCUUCCACUUAAUCGAUACUAGAGAUUGGUUCGAUAUCUUCGUUUUCUCCUACCCAACCUGGUCCUUUAACAUCACCCUUGAUGACGAGCCAGACCUCGCCGAUCGAGCUAUCUCUUGGAAACGCAUCGUCCUCCGCGAUGCCAGUCUGUGCAAGGGGCUCGCUGCUCCGCUGCCUGCGCCUGCAUUCGAAGAAGAUUCCACCAGAAUGGAUAUCGAAGGCACUAACGUGCCCAACGCUCCAUCCAAUCAGAAGGAUUGCAUGCGCCUCAGAAUCCUCUUGAACGAGGCCCGGUACUUCCCUUCUAAUGAUACCACCCUCCAUGAAGAUUGGCAUCGUACCGGUGCCUCAUCUAACCACAGUGAUAAUGAGAAGUGCGACAUUGACUGGCGCCGCACUGGUUCCCCAGUAUAUCACAUUGAUUACGAAUCCAACACCAUCAUCUCGGCUUCAAUGCUUAUGAGGUCCGUGGCUUCGACCCCGCCUGCGGUCGCAGACCCGCUAUUUGAUCGCCAGAUCCUGCUCUAUAUCCUGCCCGACCUCACUCAUCCGAUUGCCGUCUGCGGCAGCGAGUUCUGGACAGCCGAGCGAGAAGGUGGCCGGCCCUGGCAUCAUCCCUUCGAGGCCGCCCAUAUGCAAGUCGCUCAGGUUAUGGACAUCCGUCAUUACCCCGAUACCAUCGUCAAUGGACACAUGCGCGUUGUGAUGGUCCUUGCCUUUGGGGAGAAUGCCCGACCGGUCGCCGAGGACCAGUCCGACACCCAGAUUCUUGACAUUUGGCUUAUUGUUCGCGUGAUCGAGAUCUUUGUUCGUGUUCCCGCCACUUCUGGCCCCCGUGCCUCUCCAGUGGCGUUACUGACAUCUCAAGGCCCCGACCCAUGGACCGAGCCCUCCAGGCACUCAAGUCCAUCAAGCGAUCUUGUUCCAAUCAAGGGACGAGUCGAAACCAUUGAACCAAGUCAACUUGGGAUGUUUAUGAGAGGAAGGAUCGCCAAACUGUAUACUGCCACAGUCCCGAUGAUGGUACAGGGUCAAGGAAACGGGUCAAGUGGAUCAAAUGGAUCAAACAGAUCAAAUGGAGCAUCAGUCCAGGAAACAUUAGAUUGUAUAACCCUGUUCGGUAUUCAAAACUCAGAUUCAUCACCAGCGGUGGUUAUCAAGAAGGUCCUGUUUCUAGCAGACAGAACCCGGGGCAACUCUUCAUGGUCAAAGAAACAAAUCAGUAGAGGCGUCAGCUGCAUGACUCUGUUUCCUUACCACAGCAACUUUGAGAGAAUGCUUGUGCUCUUUAACAGACACGGUCGAGGUAUGAUAUGGGACUGGGUGAAUGAGCGACAGGUGGCACAAUUACAUCUGAGGGUUGAUGAGCAAGGGAGUGCCCAGGAUACCGCGGAGGCAGCAGCCCUGCGUCGCCGACUCUAUUAUUGGGGCGUUCAAGUAAGCUGGGCCAUUGAGGUGCCAAUCCCUCCGCGGACAGACGCGAAGCAGCGCUGUUCGUUCAGGAUUGUGACCUUGGCGGACGGCGAAGGAAGCGAAUGGGAGUCUUGCUGGUGGCAUGUUGACAGCACAGUGCUGGGAGUGAGUGACAGGGAUCUGGAGGCCCCUCCGUUUAUACCACCCGGUCAGGAGCCGCCCCGUCCUGUGGCCACGAAUGCCAAGCUGCACACAUUGUAUGCACACGCGAAGCGGUACGAAAGCGAGACAAUAGGAUACUGCUUGCCGGAACAGAGGAAGGCGCAUGCGACCGAAGAUGAGAGACCACUGUUUUUCAUCGCAUAUGUAAUCUGGAAUCACUUCCGCAUCGGGCUUACGACGCGCCUUGGGCUCACGAUCUUUGACAUGGAGGACACAGGCGAACGGCCAGCGGAAAUGGUGAAGGACCGGCAGUGGGUUGCGUUCUUGGAAGAUACGGAGACGAAUCCUCUGGUGGACAUCGCGACGGUUGGGGACAACCUGGUGAUUACGAGAAAGCACGGGCAUAUGCUCUGGUCCUUUCAUGGCCGCAGAUCAUAUUCAUAAGUAAAGCAUAAGCAAGGGGAACGGAAGAGUCGUUACGAUUGAAUAUAAAAAAAAAAGUUUGAGACCCACACUCUCAUUCUUAUUUUGUCAACAAGGAUGC
This is a messenger RNA of Gamsiella multidivaricata, 2677 nucleotides long. RefSeq lists its product as uncharacterized. Bases 370 to 2577 code for a protein of 735 amino acids. The record is from RefSeq and is a predicted model, not a curated record. The transcript has a single exon. NCBI's taxonomy places the organism in Eukaryota, Fungi, Mortierellomycota, Mortierellomycetes, Mortierellales, Mortierellaceae.